AUGAUGGCAACAAAAUUAACUGAUUUAUUAGGAGAACAAAUUCUUCAACAUAAUGAAUCAAAUCUAAUAUCAACAAAUCAACUUGAUGGAAGAACUGUGGCAUUUUAUUUCUCGUCUGUUUAUUAUAUAGCUCAUUGGCGUCCACCUUGUCAAAGCUUUACACCAAGAUUAGCUAAAGCAUUUAAUGAAGCUAAUGAAGAAAUAAAAAAGAAAUUAGAUAUUGUUUUUAUUUCAUUUGAUCAUAAACAAGAAGAUUUUGAUGAACAUUUCAAAGAAAUGCCAUGGAAAGCAUUACCUUUCACUGAUCGUGAUCGUCCGACAAUGUUAGGUGAAAUAUUUAAAGUGGGUAGUAUUCCAUGUUUGGUAGUUUUAUCUCCAUCGAUUGAAGUAAUAACUUUUGAAGGUGUUGAUGAAAUAGAUGGUGAUCCAAAUAAAGCUUUACUUAAAUGGUCUCAAGGAAAAGGUUUAUUUUGGACUCGUGAAGCACGAGGCAAUGAAUAUACAUGGGAAGAUGCUAAUUGUACUGAAUGUUUUAUGAAACCUAUAGUUGGUUCACGAUAUGGUUGUCCAAAUCCUGAAUGUUCAUAUGAUUUAUGUGAAACAUGUUUAUUUUCUGAUAAACAUGAACAUCCUCUCGUUGAAUAUCUUAUACCAAAUCGAAAAUAUUCAUUAGAAACACUUUUAUCACACAUACCUUAUUUACUUGAUCAUAAAAAAACAGAAGAAAAAAUUGAAACAAAAACAAUGUUAAAAAAAGAUAUUAAAAGUAUUGGAUUUUAUUUUUCAGCUCAUUGGUGUACACCUUGUCGUACAUUUACACGAGAAUUAAUUGAAAUUUAUAAAACAGCAGAAAAAAAUUCUCAUCCAUUUCAUAUUAUAUUUAUAUCAUGUGAUAGAGAUCAAGAAUCAUUCAAUAAUUAUCGAUCAGAAAUGCCUUGGUCUGCAGCUCCAAUGAAUUCAGGUUCAGUUCUUAUGAGAUAUUUCCAAUUUUCUGUAAAAGGUAUUCCAUCAUUAAUUGUUGUAUCAUCCGAUGGAACAAUUUUAUCACGUCAUGGUCGUGAUCAUGUUACAAAAUUUGGUGUUAAAGCUCUAGAAACAUGGUCACAAGGUGAAAAAUUACCUCAUCCUCCACCAGAUGAAUAUAUAUGGUCAUAUGUAAAAUGUGAUGGAUGUAAUAUGGCUCCUCUUAUUGGUCAAAGAUAUAUUUGUCCUACCUGUGGCAAUUAUGAACUUUGUUCAGCAUGUGAAAAGAAAGGACAUGAACAUCCACUUGUACUUCAACCUCAACCAGACGAUUGA
This is a messenger RNA of Rotaria sp. Silwood1, 1299 nucleotides long. Lineage: Eukaryota; Metazoa; Rotifera; Eurotatoria; Philodinida; Philodinidae. The record is from the annotation of a GenBank genome assembly.